GCUACAGGCUUCACACAGUCAGAGCUGCCAGAGAGGGGGAGACAGGGAGCAGCACCAUGGACAAGGAGGCCUCUUCCCCAUGGGACAUGGGGCUCCUUAGGACUUUUGACUCCAAAGAGUUCUGUGGAUGGGAGAAGAUAGGAUCAGGAGGCUUUGGACAGGUCUACAAGGUGAAGCACAUCUCCUGGAAGACAUGGCUGGCCAUCAAGUGUCCUCCCAGCCUGCAUGUGGAUGAGAAAGAACGUAUUGAGCUGGUCGAAGAGGCAAAGAAGAUGGAAAUGGCUAAAUUCCGUUGUAUCUUGCCUGUCUACGGGAUCUGCAGUGACCCAGUUGGUCUUGUCAUGGAAUAUAUGGAGACUGGAUCUCUGGAGAAGCUCCUGGCUGCUGAACGCCUGCCAUGGGACUUGAGGUUCAGGAUUAUUCAUGAGACGGCGGUGGGGAUGAACUUCCUUCAUUGCAUGAACCCUCCUCUACUUCAUCUUGACCUAAAGCCGGCGAAUAUCCUGCUUGAUGAACAUUACCACGUCAAGAUAUCAGAUUUUGGACUUGCCAAGUGGAACGGCUUGUCGAAUUCCCAUGAGCUGAGCUUGGACGGGAUCUGUGGGACCAUCGCCUACCUCCCACCGGAACGCUUCAAGGAGAAGAAUAGGAGCUUCGACACCAAGCAUGAUGUAUACAGUUUCGCAAUUGUCAUCUGGGGAAUCCUCACCCAGCAGAAGCCCUUUGCAGAAGAGAAAAACAUUUUGCAUAUUAUGGUGAAAGUAGGAGGCGGUCUGCGCCCCGACUUAUCGCAGAUACCGAGGGCUCGACCCCAACAGUGUGACGAGAUGAUCAAACUGAUGCAGCAGUGCUGGCAGGACAAGCCCAUCAGACGGCCAACAUUUCAAGAAAUUACUUCAGAGACAGAAUUACUGUGUACAAAACAUGAAGACGAGUCCAUUUCAGAGACGGGUCAAGAAUCGGUUGCACAAGCAACUGCCAACACCAAAGAGCAGGAUUUAGCCAACCAAUCAGAACCCAAAGGAUAUCCAAUGUAUGAUAAAGACUACAGUCUCUCUGAGCUUCUCUCCCAACUGGAUUCUGGGAUUUCACAAACCAUAGAAGGGUCAGAGAGCUUGUGUCACAGUGCUUCUGAGCCGGAGCUGGCACCUAGCGACAAACGCCUCUCCGGAAUCUCCUCCAUUGACUCCGCAUUCUCGUCCAGAGGCUCCCUCAACUUGUCCUUUGAAAAGGAUGGCUCAGUAGAAGACCUUAGUACCACAGAGAUCCAGAAAAAGAAACUGAUUGAUGCCAUUGUCACCGGAGACAAUGCCAAGCUUCUUAAGAUCCUCCAGCCUCAAGAUGCUGAGUUAGUGUUGGAAGGGAGGUCAAGCCUCCUUCACCUGGCAGUCGAGACCGGAAAGGAGGAGUGUGCCAAAAUGCUUCUUCUUUACAAUGCCAGCCCCAAUAUGACCAACGUGAAAGGUUCUACUCCACUCCACAUUGCUGCUGAAAAGAAACUGAAAGGCAUUGUGGAACUACUACUUUCGAAGAAGAUCAACAUCAAUGCCAAGGAUGAAGAUCACUUCACAGCACUUCACUUUGCUGCCCAAAAUGGAGAUGAGGUUAUAACUCGGUUGCUCUUGGAGAAGAACGCCUCUUUGAGUGAGGUUGAUAGUAAAGGCCGAACACCUCUUCACGUUGCUUGCCAGCACGGUCAAGAGAGUAUUGUCCGACUUUUCAUACGACGGGGCGCGGACAUAAAUGUCCCAGGACUGGGGAACUGGGUAUCCUUACACUAUGCGGCUUGGCAAGGUCAUCUAAAUAUUGUGAAGCUUCUUGCCAAGCAAUGCAAGGCCAAUCUGAACUGCCAGACAUCCGACGGAAGAACACCGUUGCAUCUAGCGGCACAAAGAGGACAUUACCGAGUGGCUCGAAUCCUGGUGGAACUUGGUUGUGACGUAAAUAUUCCAAAUAUGCAGUUGAAGACACCUCUACACAUUGCAGCAGAGACAGGUCAUACCAGCACGGCCCGACUCCUCAUUCAUCAUGGUGCCAACAUCAGCGCUACUACUGUAGAGGGCUACACUGCCUUAGACCUGGCCAACCACUACCGGCAUUAUUCUGCUGUUAAGCUUCUGAUGGAUGCAAGACCAAACCUCAAUUGUGAGGGAUCCAUCCUAUUUGUGGAAAAUGUAUGACAUGAAAUUGAAGGAUUGAGAAAUAUCCCACAGAUUUCAUAACCGGAUGAUCAUUUCUCUUCUCCAGUAACUUUUUUAUUUUCUAUCUGGAAGCAAAUAACCUUGUCUGGUUAUGGUUGGCACACCUGGAGUUUGAAAAAUCUCAGUGGAAAUAUUGCAUUUACAUUGCUACCUGAAUAUAGGUCCUAGACCACAAGAACAUUCUGAUGAGAAAGGAAACGUCUACAGUGGCGAUCGUUCAUUAAUUCAAGAUGUGCUUUUGUUAUGACGAUGCCUGUUUUUGGGGUAGAUGUUGCUUCUUUCAAACAUUUCUGCAUUGUUUAGUUGUAACUGGACUGUGAAGACCUAGACUACAUAUUGUUGUGGUCAAUGUCCCUCAGCAAAUGUAAUAUAUGGACAAUGCUUGUAUGGUCAAUGACCACUGUCUGGUACCGAACAUAGUCUUCAAACCAGAGUCCUUGAGUGAUCAGUUGAGAGUCAGAUGGUGAUCCGCUGUGUAGGAGCAUGGGAAUAAGUCUAAUUUCAAUUCAUGACGAUGGCACGGCCGUUGUGUAUUCAGCGACCAGUUACCAGAUCUGUACUGGAGGUAUUUUGGGUUGUAUAUGUCAACUAUGCAGGUUUUUAGAGGUAGACCAUUGUACAUGGUGAAUAUCACAUUUGACACACAUACUUAAGCGAGGAGAGGAUAUCAUCCGAAACAAUGGUGGGUCAUCCCCCUGAUUCUCCUUAUGGGCUACAAUGUUUUAUGGCGAUUUGGUCAGUGGGCAUAACCUUGAUACGUCUAAGUUACCCAAGUCACUUUAACGUUUAUAUUGGGAAGCCCGAUCUGUGCUCAACCCAAAUCCCGUUCAGUUGCGUUGAGCUGCCAUUCUAUACAUACCCAGAUUAAAAAAAUAAAAAUCAGGGCUUUAAAGCCCUGCCCUGUGGCCCACCCAGGAACGCACGAUUUGCAGGAUUUUUGGCAAGUAAACACAACCUCGCUACCUUUGCUACUAUGCCCCCCUAGCUACUCGGCCCCGUACUUUUGUGUCCCUGGCUUGCUAGCUUUGAAGGCACAUCAGUAGUUAAAGCAUGCUAAUGGGCAGCCCGCAAUGCUGUGCCCGGUUAACACCCUUUUACCAAAUUAUACAAUAAGACCUCGCCUAGGACUGUGCCCAGUGCCUCCUCCAUUGCAGCUGAUCGGGGAGGACACGUGUCUGUUUGCUAUUGCAAAUCCAGCUGAGAUUUCAUGUCCUUGCACCUCAAAUGUUAUUUUUCUAUGACCUUAUGUAUACAGGACUGUAUGUUCAAUACACAGAAGCUAUGCAUAUACUGUGUAUAUCACUGUGUAACCAGUCUUUGACAUGUAACUCUUUCUAUGACAGAACCGUAUUGAGCACAGGAUGAGUGGUGUAUGUUAUAGUACACUUAUGGGUUUUCUCAUCUUUUAUGCUUUGUAUUAUAGUCAUUUUUACGAAUAAACUAUUUUACUACCGAGGA
This is a messenger RNA of Bufo gargarizans (Asiatic toad), 3659 nucleotides long. Its product is annotated as receptor-interacting serine/threonine-protein kinase 4-like. Gene Ontology annotation, biological process: protein phosphorylation. Gene Ontology annotation, cellular component: cytoplasm. The coding region runs from base 57 to 2180 and encodes 707 amino acids. NCBI's taxonomy places the organism in Eukaryota, Metazoa, Chordata, Amphibia, Anura, Bufonidae. The transcript has 8 exons. Gene Ontology annotation, molecular function: ATP binding; protein binding; protein kinase activity. The record is from RefSeq and is a predicted model, not a curated record.